AAAAAAAAUAACUUUUAUUUCCAAACAAUUCUGAAUUUCACGAUUAUUCAAACGAAACAACUUUUUAUUUUCCGAAAAAAAAUCAAAAAUCAUCAUGAGAUUCUUUAUCGUAUUAAUUGCACUCGCAAUCUUGGCUUUCAGUACCUUUGUUGCAUCUACGCCAACUAAUCAGGAAAGGGGAGAAGGUUCAAGUAGAGUACCAUCAGUCAGCGAUAAUCAGAAUCAGAAAAGAGGCGAAGGUUCAAGUAGAGUACCAUCUGUUAACGAUAAUAAGAAGAGAGAAGAAGAAGAAGCAACUUCUAAUUGGAAAAGAGGAGAUCCAAUCGAUAGGGUUCAAUCAGCUGUUAGCAGUAAUAAGAAAAGAUCUUUGUUAGAAAGACAGAACAAUAAGUGCCCAAAUGGAUAUCAUUGGUGCUAUGACAAAUACGGUGGAUGUUGCCCUAAUUAUUCCGUUUGCUCAUACCCUAAUACAUGCACUUCCAAAUGCUAAACGAAAUUUAUACCAACGGUCUAUUUUGAUGUAGUAUUAUUUAGCUUAAGAAUUUACUUUCUCAUUAACUUUAUCAUGUAUUUCUUUUUAUCAUGUAUUUUUUUUUUUCAUAUUACUGAAUUUAUUGCAAUAUAAUAUAAAUAAAUAAAUAUAUUU
Messenger RNA from Rhizophagus irregularis DAOM 181602=DAOM 197198, 646 nucleotides. RefSeq lists its product as uncharacterized. NCBI's taxonomy places the organism in Eukaryota, Fungi, Glomeromycota, Glomeromycetes, Glomerales, Glomeraceae. The record is from RefSeq and is a predicted model, not a curated record.